AAUGCUUUCAUAUUAACAACAAGAACUUAUUGAAUUACUUUAGAGUCAUUCAAACAUAGCCAUAGAUCGCUAAUUGAUAAGUUAAUUGUAUAAUAAAUGUUUGCAAGAUGUAAAUAGCUCAAUUAGUAUUAUAGCAUAAGUAAUGUACACUUCAGUAAUUUGAGAAGGUUUACAGGGAUGCAAUUUAGUUAUUGAGUCAGAAAAUAGCAAAUUCAAAAUAAUAAUUAAUAGAGGAACAGGAUAAUUUAGUAGCAAUAGAUGAGAGAUUAAAAAAUACAUAAUUGAUUAAUAAUAAUAAUCAUAGAACUCCUAUGAGAUUAAUAUUACAUUCAGCAUCAAUAUUGAAUUUGUAAGUGCAUAACAAGUUUAUGGUUGGAUAAUAUGCAUUUUACAUGAAGAUAGAGGAUUACUAUGAAUUUGAAAGUGAUUAUAAACCAAGUUAUAAUUUACAAUUCUAAUUAAAUCAAACAAUUGAUAUUUUAGAUGUUGGUGAUAGUAUUCUAUUGUCUUUGAAUACAGAUAGUUAAAAUUAGAUGAAUACUACUAUUGUAAUACCAACAUAUUCCUUAUAAUUUAAUAAAAAUGUGACUGAAUUAUUAACUUAGAAAGAGAAUGGGGAAUUAUUGGAAAUUGAAAUUACUUAUGAAAUUAAAGUUUUAGAUUAGAAAUUAUUGAAUCUUUAAUUAAAUUAAGCUCGUACUCUUGUUAUAUCAUAUAUCAAGAAAUUUGAAGAUGAAUUAGAAGAUUAUUCAUUGUAAUUACAGGAUUUGAGAUAGAUUAAGAUACCAUACAAUAAUGAGAUUGCUAAUGAAUUAAAUGAUGGAUAAAAUAAUCAUCAUAAUAGAUAAGAGUAAUCACACAAUACAUAUACAAUUGGAGUUCCAGAUUAUUAUCAUAAACCUUUAGAAUUAUAGAGUCAAGAUUGCUAAUUAAAUCCUCAAGUUUAGGAAAGACAAUCAAGUAUUAUACCUUACAUAUUUGGAAUAAUUUUAGCUUCAUUUAGUAAUAUUUUUAUAAAUAUGUUAUUUGAAUUAUCGUUUUUGAUGAUUAUUUUAAUAGUGAUUUUAAAAGAUGAUAGAACAAAUAUAUUUACAAAAUUAAUGAUUCUAUUAUCAUGGAUAAUGUUUGGAUUAAAUUUAUGGUUGUAUUAAUCAUAGAAUAUGAUCAACAUAAAAAAUAUAUAAAUAGGAUGCUUAGGAUUAUGUAUAUUAUAAUUAUAUAAAAUUUAUUUAAUUUUUUUAUGAUAAAAUAAAUAAUAACUACACCUUUGUUCUAUGUCAAUGCAUAACCACAUAUAGGUCAUCUUUAUUCAAUGAUAUAUGCAGAUGCUAUUUCUAAGUAUAAAUCUGUAGAAUUGCUGACAGGAACUGAUGAACAUGGAUUGAAAGUUUACAGAAGUGUCAAAAAUCAACCACUCUAAUAAUAUUGUGAUUCCAUUUCAGAUCAAUUUAAAUAAUUAGCUAAUUCAUUUAUUAAGUAUGAUCAAUUUGUCAGAACUACUAAUCCUUAACAUAUUAUUAAAGUUUAAAAAUAUUGGAAUCUACUCUAAAAUAAUGGAUUUAUUAUGAAAGACAUUUAUAAAGGAUAUUAUUGUUAAGUAGAAGAAUAAUUUGUGAAUCAUAAAACUGAUCAAUAUUUGGAAGAAGAUAAUUACUUUUUCAAAGUUGAUAAAGAUUAUUUAGAGAUUUGCAUUAAAAAAGCACCAUCUAGGUAUUAAAAUGAAUUAAAACAGUUGAUAAUUAAUAGUAUUUGUAUCAGCAGACCUAAAUAGAGAUAAUAUUGGGGAAUUGAGGUUCCUAAUGAUACUAAUUAAUUGAUUUAUGUAUGGUUGGAUGCUUUAUUAGGUUAUUUAUAAGAAGAGUAACAUCAUUACAUGCAUGUGAUAGGCAAAGAUAUAGUAAGAUUUCAUGCAUUAUAUUGGCCUUGUUUUUUAAAAGGAAUCAAUAAUGAAUCUACAACUGAAUUAAUUGUUCAUAAUCAUUGGAUUAGAAAUAAUGUAAAUUUAAUAUAAUAAUUAAGAUGAAAAUGUCUAAAUCACUUGGAAAUGUUAUUGAUCCAUUUUAAUUAUUAAAAAAAUAUAACUAAGAUCAAAUUAGAUUAUACUUUCUUACUUAAGGUCCUUAAAAUAUGGAUGUUUCAUUUGAAGAACAUAAAUUAGAGAAAUGUUGGAAUACUUAUAUUGAUCAAUUUAAUAAUAUAUUAUUUAGAUUAUUCAGACCAAAGAUAAUAUCACCAAAUCUAUUAAUAUUAUAAUAACAUUUAUUAGAGGAUCAAUUAUUAUAUACCAAAUAAACAUUUCUGGAAUUAUAUAAAAAUAUUAAGGCAUUUUUAGAUAAAAAUUUAUUUAUUGAAGGAUAUUUAGAAUUAUAAAAGAUAUUUGUACUUAUUAAUACUUUAAUUGAUAAGUAUUAACCAUGGAAAAUGUAAGUAUAAUUUUAAAAAGAACAAUUUUUAAGUUUUAUUUGCAUUAUAAUAUCUAUGACUUAAUAAAUUUUAAAUUUAUAUGUUUAAACUUCUAAUAUCAUAAGUCCUUAAUUUAUAGAAUUCCCAUAAAAUAAUAAUGUUUAAAUAAUAGUGGAUUUAGAGUAGGAUUUAAGAUUAAAAAGAUUCAUCAUUAAUUGA
This is a messenger RNA of Paramecium pentaurelia, 2622 nucleotides long. Lineage: Eukaryota; Ciliophora; Oligohymenophorea; Peniculida; Parameciidae. The record is from the annotation of a GenBank genome assembly.